Messenger RNA from Lathyrus sativus (Indian pea), 873 nucleotides. NCBI's taxonomy places the organism in Eukaryota, Viridiplantae, Streptophyta, Magnoliopsida, Fabales, Fabaceae. The record is from the annotation of a GenBank genome assembly.
AUGGAGAGGAAAAUAACCAAUGUCUCCUUUCCCAUUUUCACAGUGCUUAUUGCACUUCUUUCUCAACACCUUGUGAUUCCUGUAAUCUCCUCCACUCUUGUAGAUCAGAAGAACUACUACAUUCCAGAUCCACGUUUAAGAAACCCUCCUACAAGUUUCUCUGAUUCUCUAUGUCCACACAGCAGUAGUUCUCCUCCUUCUCAUAGCUCAUCACCUUCACAUGGAAGCUCACCAUCUUCACAUGGAAGCUCCUCUUCACCACCUUCACAUGGAGGUUAUUAUACUCCAACUCCACCUUCAGUUGGCUGCAUAUCAUCACCACCACAUGAUCCUUCAACGCCCUCAUACAACCCAACACCUUCAACACCAUCAAACCCUCCAUCAAGUGGUGGAUACUAUAACUCACCACCCUCAACUCCAGUUGAUCCACCAAUCACUUUGACACCACCAUCUCCAUCCACACCAAUUGACCCCGGCACUCCAACUCUCCCAUCACCUCCUUUCCUUCCUUCCCCAUCUCCCUUAACUGGCACAUGCAACUUCUGGAGGAACCAUCCAGCAAUAAUAUGGGGAGUUCUAGGUUGGUGGGGAACAUUAGGAAAUGCAUUUGGUGUGACAAGUGUUCCUGGGUUUAGUCCUGGUUUAACCUUACCACAAGCACUUUCCAACCCAAGAACUGAUGGGUUAGGAGCACUCUACAGAGAAGGAACUGCUUCAUUUCUCAACUCUUUGGUCAACCACAAGUUCCCUUACACAACUGAUCAAGUUAGGGACAGAUUUUCUGCCUCACUUCACUCCAACAAAGCUGCUGCAACUCAAGCUCAUAUUUUCAAGAUGGCAAAUGAAGGAAAAAUGAAGCCUAGAUCACCAUGA